ACGGAGGCUAUUGACGCUUUUACCGUGUUCUGGGGGAGGGUAAACAACUGGUUAGUGCCCCCUCCCCGGCUUGUUUGUAAGAUGUUAGACAAAAUGAAGGCAGACCAGGCCUAUGGGACAUUAGUGGUUCCAGCUUGGCGUUCAGCAGCUUUCUGGCCUGUUUUAUGUCAGGGGGACAAAUUUGCCAGUUUUGUUAAAGAUUACACCUCGUUAUCGAAAAACAGGGUAACGAUCGGUGGCAGGGGGAACAACGGGAUUUUUGAGAAAGGUGUAUUAUCUUUCAACAUGUUUGCACUACGAUUAGAUUUCCGUCAUUGAACAUGUUAUAUUUAUGUAUUGAUUGUUAUUCUUAACAGGCAUAGGUCUGCGAGGAUCUGUUGACAAGGCCGUCAGAGCUGCGGGGGUACCGGCGGAAUCAGCGCUACACAAUGUAUCGCGUAAUAUGGCGGACAGGCUCCUGAAUAGCAAAAGCGACAAUACCAACAAGAAAUACUUUGACACGUUUCGCAGGUGGGAACAUUUUUGCUCUACGCAUAGUUGCUGUGCGUUACCUGCUAAUCCAGUGCAUUUGGCUCUGUAUUUGAAUUAUCUGUUGGACAAGCGUUCCUCAUUUUCCGUGAUCUCUGCGACUGUGUACGCCAUUAAAUGGGUACAUGAUAUCAACGGACAUUCUGAUCCCACGACUAACAGUUUCGUUCGUAAUUUGAUGGAGUCUUCCAAAAGGACAUCACGCAAGCCAGUCUGCAAAAAGGACCCAAUUACUACGGACACUCUGAUUCAUUUAUGUAACAUGUUUUCUGAUAGUAGGGAUUUGCUCGUUAUUCGGGACUUGUCAAUGAUUUUAUUGUGUUUUUCUGGUUUUUUACGUUUUAAUGAACUUAGCAAUCUGCUGUGUUCGGAUCUAAAAAUAUUCGAUAGCCAUUUCAUUUUAGUGAUCAGGAAAAGCAAAACCGACCAAUACCGUCACGGUAGCGAAGUAGUUAUCAGUAAGGGUCAGACAUCGGCAUGUCCCCACGCCAUGAUUCUCAAAUAUAUAGAAAUCGCGGGGAUUGAUCUUCAGUCAGAUAUAUUUUUAUUCAAGCCUAUUUUCCGCUCCUGUUCAACGUGUAAGCUUAUUCAAAAGAACAAGCGUUUGAGUUACACGGGGGCCCGACAGGCCAUUUCGAAGCGUUUGUCUUUAGUUUGUGACGUAAGAAAUGUUGGAUUGCACAGUUUGCGCGCUGGGGGCGCCACUGUCGCCGCGAAUAACGGCGUGAAUGACAGGUGCUUUAAGAGGCACGGUCGAUGGAAGAGUGAAACUGCUAAGGAUGGUUAUGUCGCAGACUCGUUACAGGCAAGGUUAAAGGUGACCCAAAAGCUCGGUUUGUAAAUAUGUUUCAUAUUCAGUUAAUAGGGUACGCGUUUUCAGCUUUUUAGUUAAUUGAUUAAUUCUCGGUCUUCCUUUCCCUUUCUUUGUUAUUUCUAUUAAACGGGCACGCUAGUAC
Pecten maximus is the source of this 1484-nucleotide messenger RNA. RefSeq names its product integrase/recombinase xerD homolog. Bases 443 to 1369 code for a protein of 308 amino acids. The transcript has a single exon. Gene Ontology annotation, biological process: DNA recombination; DNA integration. The record is from RefSeq and is a predicted model, not a curated record. NCBI's taxonomy places the organism in Eukaryota, Metazoa, Mollusca, Bivalvia, Pectinida, Pectinidae. Gene Ontology annotation, molecular function: DNA binding.